AUGCCAGAUACAGAGAACGUGUUUAGACAACUGUUUCGCAGCUGGAACGUGAGGUCUACACAGCCGGCAAACAGUCGACCCGUACUACUGGAAUGGACUGACUAUAUUAAAUCCGGCGCUAAUGACAUUUACAGCAGAUUGCCGUCAUCCAUUCAAGAUGCUACCAACAGCAAUCCCGCACAAGAACCAUCGUGGUUCAAUUUAUCAAGACUUGAGCGGUUAGUUGGGUUUGGUUGCUGCCUCGCAGCAUCGAUCUUGUGUUUUGUUUUAUGCUUUUUCAUGUUUCCAGUGUUGGCCUUGAGACCUAGGAAGUUCGGGUUGCUUUGGACAGGUGGCUCUAUUUUGUUUCUUGUUUCAUUUGGUGUUUUGCAAGGGCCACAUAGCUAUAUACGACAUUUACUAUCGCGUGAUCGGAUAGUGUUUACCACGGUCUUUUUCACAUCGAUCUUAUUGACCUUAUACUCCAGUGUGGUGAUAAAGAGUAGUUUGCUAACGAUAUUCACAAGUGUUAUCGAAAUUUUGGCUGUGGCUUACUACACUGUCAGUUAUUUCCCUUUUGGUGCCACUACACUAACAUUUUUCACAAGUUAUAUAUUUGGCUACCUUGGUGGUUUAAUCGGAGGAAUUUUAUAA
Messenger RNA from Lodderomyces orthopsilosis Co 90-125, 633 nucleotides. RefSeq names its product Sft2p (gene SFT2). The coding region runs from base 1 to 633 and encodes 210 amino acids. The record is from RefSeq and is a predicted model, not a curated record. NCBI's taxonomy places the organism in Eukaryota, Fungi, Ascomycota, Pichiomycetes, Serinales, Debaryomycetaceae. Gene Ontology annotation, biological process: vesicle-mediated transport. Gene Ontology annotation, cellular component: membrane. The transcript has a single exon.